UCGCGGGCUCGCAGCGCCGGCCGGGCCAUGUCGGCGCUGGAGUGGUUCGCUCACAAGCCCCUGGGCGGCGGUAUCUUUUGGAUCCAAGAACGCUUCUACGAGUCGGGCAACCGAGCCAACAUCUGGCUGGUGCGGGGCUCGCAGCGAGACGUGGUGAUUGACGCGGGGCUGGGGCUGCGCAGCCUGCCCGACUACCUGCGUGACGCCGGGCUGCUGGCGCCAGCUGAGGGCGCCGGACCGCGGCCGCUGCUGGCUGUGGCCACCCACGUCCACUUCGACCACUCGGGCGGGCUGCAGCACUUCGAGGAGGUGGCGGUGCACAGCGCCGAGGCGGCGGCGCUGCUCCAAGGCGACAAUUACGAGGCCGUGACCUGGCUGUCAGACCGGGAGGUGGCGCGACCGCCGCGGCCCGGCUGGAGCGCACGGCAUUUCCGCGUCCCGCCCGUCCGGCCCAGUCGCCUGCUGCACGAGGGGGAUGUGAUCAACCUCGGAGAUCGACAGCUCACUGUCAUGCACAUGCCUGGUCAUUCACGAGGCAGUAUUUGCUUACAUGACAAGGACCGGAAGAUUUUGUUCAGUGGCGAUGUGGUGUAUGAUGGAUCUAUGAUCGAUUGGCUUCCCUACAGCAGAGUCAGUGACUAUGUUGCAAGCUGCCAGCGCCUGAUGGAGUUAGUAGACAGAGGUCUUGUGGAGAAGGUACUACCUGGGCAUUUUAACAUAUUUGGAGCAGAAAGGCUGUAUCGUUUAGCUUCCAACUACAUUUCCCAAGCUGGAGUUUGUCACAAGAUUUCUACCUAUGCUAUGAGAUCCAUUGCAAGCGUAGCACUUCUUGUUGCAAAUUCAAGAAUCACUUCUCAGUGACAGUCAAUUUUGUGUAUCUGUCACGUGCUGUACAACCAAAUGGGUUAUGAAAGCAUCAAUAACAAGCAGAAGCAGUAUGUGUUAACAAAAAGAUGGCCAAUUGAUACAGGUGAGCUUAAAAAAAUUCUCCCUGUUUUUUCUGCUUUAUUCAUAUUUUUAUAAAAACUCUGUAAACUAGUAGCUUUAGCCAAAGCUAUGGUUUUUCUUUCUACUUUUUCAGAGCAUGUUUUUGCAUGUAUUGGAAUUGAAAUAUACUGUUUUAUUUUUGCUACAACUCUAGCAGAUGGAUAUAUACUAAAAUGAGAGGUUUUACAUUCAUGCCUGAAACCUUAUUGAUAUAUUACUAGACUUGUGAUUAUUCAUCACCUGCUCAGGUUUUGACCUAACAGAGCUGUUGCUAAGACCUAGCAUGUGCUAGGAGCAGUGCCAUUAGAUCAGAGCAGGGGUAACACCUAUGCAGGACUCUGUGAGCAGAAAAAGAUAAUUCUACAGCCAUUGCCACCUGUAGGUUUGGUAUCUGCUGCACCUCUCACCACUUGAAGCUUUAUCUUUGCAAAUUACUUGUCUGGCAUUUUCUUUAGAAUACACAAACACGUGGAAAUUCUAUAGACCAGACUUUCAAGCUGGAAGUCACAGAUACAUCAGUUUAUCACAAAAGCUUUUGGCGCAGACAGACUGUUGAAGCUUUCAUGUUUCCUGGUGUGGUGCAAGGAACCACUGCACCAGGAGAGAGUGAGCAAGCAGGAGCACUCUCAUUCACCAUUGGCUGGGGAACUUUUGCUUGUAGGCAUGUGAGUUAGGAAUUAGACGAUUUGUGAACUAGUGAGUUAAUGUGUUAAUUACCCUGUACAAAGUGGAUUGAGCUUUUGCUGGAUGUAUUUAUUUUUUUCUGAUCAGCUUAUAAAAAAUAUUUGGAGAGUUUGUUGUUCUGGAAAGCUGAGAGAAGUGGACUGUGACAAGCUUUAAGGCGUUUGUUUAUGCUAAAGGGUAUUUUUAUGUGAUGGUGUUGUAACUUAGUUGUUAAUCAUCUGUGUUGGGGGGGGGGGGGGGAUUGAGGCUUUAACAUGAUCUUACCAUAGUGAAGGUGCUGCAUUAAGUACCCAGUACACUUUUGAUCACAAAGUGAAUGUAGCUCAAAUUGUUUACUGUUUGCAUCUGAAGUAUGUGCUGCACAUGGUUGUUCUGAAAUGUCAAGUGUGUUUCAUUGAGUUUGUUCCAAAAAAUAUGUUGAAUAUAUUGAGAAAUGCUAAAUAGCAUUGCAAUUUGCUUGUGAAAAUUGAAUGUGUGAUAUUUAAAAGUUGCUGAGAUGAUUAGAGUUUGUGUAAUUAUUCUAACAGUUUGUGUACAUUUAACUUUUUUAAAUGGACACUGUCAGAAUUUAUUUUUUUACAUAGACAUAUAUGUUUCUAAAAAGACUGCAAAUGUUUCUCUCAAAUUCUAGUGCAGUU
This is a messenger RNA of Pyrgilauda ruficollis (rufous-necked snowfinch), 2309 nucleotides long. It is a transcript of the gene MBLAC2, whose product is annotated as metallo-beta-lactamase domain containing 2. The coding region runs from base 28 to 861 and encodes 277 amino acids. The transcript is spliced from 2 exons. The record is from RefSeq and is a predicted model, not a curated record. Lineage: Eukaryota; Metazoa; Chordata; Aves; Passeriformes; Passeridae.